This is a messenger RNA of Cyclocybe aegerita, 1323 nucleotides long. Lineage: Eukaryota; Fungi; Basidiomycota; Agaricomycetes; Agaricales; Hemipholiotaceae. The record is from the annotation of a GenBank genome assembly.
AUGCAGCAACGGCCAGAAUCGAACCUUCAGCUCUCUUCGCUCCCUCCUAUCAGUACUCUAUCCCUACUGCCCUCGAAGGACAACUACUUUGGCGAAGCAGUGUGUGAUUCUCCAGACGGCUCCGAGGGACAUGCAUCUGAUGAAGAGACCGACGACGCUUCUGUCCACUCUGAUUCCACUCUUGAAGAUGAACCCGGCGUUCCUCAGUUUGGUCAUCCGUUAGAGCGCAUGCCUAGGCUGAAGAGUGCCGACCAUGGCUUGCAUUAUUCGGUCGACCAGCAAAUCUCGGCCCUUCUCAAGUUAGCCAGGUCCAGACGUCCGUCAGCGUAUCCCUCUCCCUACCCCUCUCCCUCCCUUUCCGUCACUUCUGCCUCGUCAACUUCGACACAUGACACGAUUGAUUAUGAAGAAAUUGUCAGUCAUCUUCUAAGUCAGAAACUCAAUCCAUUCUUGUCUUGCGAUUCUUGGGGCUUCGUGGUCCUCAAUCCUUCCUCCGACCAUGAUCUCCACAACUCUUCCCCAGUCAUGGUCAAGAAAUUCAAAAGGACGUUACCUGAGUUACUCGUACUGCUGGAGAUGAAUCAUCCCAACCUGAGGGACGAUCCCUGGAAUGCUGUACCUCAUAUCCGAUGUGGAGUUGAAAGAGACGACGAUGUGUACCUCUGCAUGCAGCCCCUGUGGGAAUAUGAUGAUCCCCCUUUACUGACAGUAGCCCAUUACAUUGACCUCUUCCGACAAAUUCUCGAGGGUCUUUCAUUUCUUCACGAGCAACGAAUAGCCGGGUUGAAUUGCGCGGAGUCCUCAUCAUACAUGGUGGAUCUGAGUAGUUCCCCACGAGCGCCACUUCAUGGCAGUGCAACUUCAAUAGACGCAGAAAUUCCUCAAUUCGACCGGACCAUCUAUCCCGUGCGGUACUACUUUGUUGAUUUCUCCAGAGCGACACGAAUAAACAAGGAGACACCGCCGUGCCAUUCCUCUACGCCAUCAACGCCAGCAGGUGAUGCGAAGGCCCGAUCUGCUUGUCCUCUGAAACGAGACGUCCAAGAUUGUGGGAUCAUGUUUGACAGACUUCUGGCAGAUGUUCCUCAGAUUUCCGCCAAAUUCAAAUCGCUGAUCAAAGCAAUGACACUUGGAGGUUUCACAGCAGACGAUGCACGUCGUCUCUUCGAGGCUCUUUGCCGCUCGCUGGACGCGCAAGUUUUCGAGUCUAAGGCUGAAUCUCGUGGCACUCAGCGGCCGCUCGAACGGGCCCAUACUCUGGCAUUUCCGCCCUCGACAAUGAACGCAUCAGUCAUACCUUUGGAGAAGAGACCAUCUCAUUGA